Messenger RNA from Histoplasma mississippiense, 927 nucleotides. RefSeq lists its product with no specific name. Bases 1 to 927 code for a protein of 308 amino acids. The record is from RefSeq and is a predicted model, not a curated record. Lineage: Eukaryota; Fungi; Ascomycota; Eurotiomycetes; Onygenales; Ajellomycetaceae. The transcript has 5 exons.
AUGAUCAACUACAUGCCUGACCGAACAGUUAAAAAUCGCUACAAACCAGCGGUUCUCAUAAAUGCAACAUUUGAACAUGUUAAAUCCGCUGAUGAGUUCCUUGAUUAUUUCUUUACCUACGUUUAUGGUAGUAUCACUGCGGAAGAAGAACAUGGAACUGGUUCUGUUCAUCAAGCAUUCACCUACUUCCGCGAUUUCUCGCUGUGGAAUUCAAAGCGAAAAGGAGAAGCUGUGGUUACCAUGGAUAAAUUUGCUGAAUACAUGAUUGACAAAUUUUUCAUGCCACAAGUGGCUCACAUAACCCCUCAUUCUCUCACAUCCAUCUCUCCAGAAAACUCACAAUUAAGUGAGUCGAAGCAGGCAGCACAUCACAUUCUAAAAAUAUUUGAUCCGGAUGUGAUCUAUCUUAUCGAAGGACAAAAUAUUGAUAGCCCAAAAAAUGCGUUGACACUAACGCAAAAGUACCAUCGACUUUUCGGAGAAUUUGAGAUAUAUUUCGAGCCCACUGAGAAUAAACAUGAAUACAAACUUAAUACAACGGAAGAGAGGUCCUUCUUGCGCGACCCCUUAUUCCCAGUCGUUCGCCAGCUUUAUCUCAGUCCUGAACAUACUAUUGAUCCACCCUCACCUCAUCUCCUUGCAGUCCAUAGUGCUGUUGCACGCAUUCUGAAACUAAGCGGUGCUGCGGGUGAAUACAUAGAAAACAUACUUCGAGAAAUGGAGGAUCCUUGCGUGGAGGCAGAUGAAUCAACAAAUUUAGAACGCCUCCUAAACUGGGGUGUACAGGAUAUCUCAUCAAUAUGGCAGAAGAAGCAACAUAUCAUGAAACGCAACCUGUCACUCAUGGCAUCCCAAUGCAAUGAAACCGCUGCUUACAGAAUCCAAAUAGCCGCCCACCGGGCCGGCCUUGUGAUUGUGGUUGCAUAA